AUGAAUCGGAGAAGGAAUAUUGGAAUAGAAAUGUGAGAAAUCUCAGUGAGGAGGUGUUGUAUUAUCGAUUUCAGAGGAGAAGAACAACAUUACGGAGGAAGUGUUGUGACCAUUAUGAUUUCAAUGAUCUACAUGGCUGUUUUCGCGGUGAGUACCUUCUAAAAUGCCACGUUUCAAAACUUCCUUGCAGUUUUUCAAUUUAUUUGUGGAUGUCUAUAAAAUGCAUUUACAUUUUAGCACCUCCAAGACAAACGCUGACUUUUAUUUUUGGUUGACUAAUGUCAAAACCGUUGUGUACGUACUAAACAAGAAAUGUUACCGAAAUUUGAAAUAAUUUCAGAACGAUAAUCUACUACUUCAUCAGCCCGUUUCAAAUUCUUGCACUUUUCUCCUUGAAUGCUCAUUUCCAGAACACUAUGAUUCGCUUUUUGAAUGGUGGAUCUGGAAUCAACGUGGUUGUUCAGAGACCUCCUGGACAGAAUAAAAAGUAGAAAAUGAGAGGCUUGAAAAGAAACCGAAUGUUUUGAAUUCAGGAUUCAAAUAAAGUACGAUCCAAUUCCGGACAAUCUUACGUGGUCUGCAAAGCUCUACAAGAUGUAUCUGAGAUUUGCGCCUGCCGUUUGGGUUUGGAAGAAAUGUCUCGAUUUUUAUGAUGACCGCUCUCGUGAGUACAGAAUCUGGAGACGGCACAGAGAAGCGGAGCGGUUGGUUCGUCUUGGUCUUCCUCUGGUUAGAUACAGUAAGUUUAGAAAACAUUGAACAAAGCUCAUAAUUCAGUCUGGCCCGCAUGGUCCAAAUUCAUUGUUUUUAAAAUCUAUCUUAUCCAUACGACUUCUGUAGAUCAAAAUAAAAUAGAUCAAAACACAACACUUGUUUGAAAACUGUGAAAACUAUGUCAAAUCUCAACAUUCUUUUCUUGCAGAUGCUGUAAAAAAGACUGUCGACUUGAAAAAAGUCAUUCAAAUUCCACGAAUUGUCAUUCAUCCACCGUCAGAGCAUCGAAUUCCCAUGGUUCAUUACAUUGUGAACGAGGAAGCUGCCGCCGAUCAACUCUUGCAACAGAUGCCCCACAUGCAGGAGACUUUUGUAUGA
Caenorhabditis sp. 36 PRJEB53466 is the source of this 1092-nucleotide messenger RNA. Lineage: Eukaryota; Metazoa; Nematoda; Chromadorea; Rhabditida; Rhabditidae. The record is from the annotation of a GenBank genome assembly.